This is a messenger RNA of Eruca vesicaria subsp. sativa (arugula), 812 nucleotides long. The record is from the annotation of a GenBank genome assembly. NCBI's taxonomy places the organism in Eukaryota, Viridiplantae, Streptophyta, Magnoliopsida, Brassicales, Brassicaceae.
AUGGCGUUCGCAGGAACAACACAGAAAUGCAUGGCCUGUGACAAAACUGUUUACCUAGUCGACAAGUUAGCCGCUGAUAACCGGAUUUACCACAAAGCUUGUUUCCGUUGUCACCAUUGCAAAGGAACUCUCAAGCUUAGCAAUUACAACUCCUUUGAAGGAGUUCUCUAUUGCAGACCACAUUUCGAUCAAAACUUCAAGAGAACUGGAAGUCUUGAGAAAAGCUUCGAAGGGACACCAAAGAUUGGGAAACCAGACAGACCUUUGGAGGGAGAGAGACCUGCUGGGACCAAAGUGUCGAACAUGUUUGGUGGAACACGAGAAAAAUGCGUUGGCUGUGACAAAACUGUCUAUCCUAUUGAGAAGGUGUCGGUGAAUGGAACAUUGUAUCACAGGAGCUGUUUCAAGUGUACACAUGGAGGCUGCACGAUAAGUCCUUCGAACUACAUAGCUCACGAGGGGAAGCUUUAUUGUAAGCAUCAUCAUAUUCAGCUUAUCAAGGAGAAAGGAAAUUUGAGCCAGCUUGAAGGAGGAGACAAUGCCGGUAAGGACAAAGUCGUCGCUGCUUAAAUCUCUCUGGAUGAUUUUGACCAUGGAAGAAUCACUAUAGUGUCUCUCUACUUAUAUUGGUUUUUGUUUCUUUUUAAGUUUGUGUUGUCUCUGAUGUUGUUUCUUUUGGGAACUUUGUUUUCUCCGAGGGUGAUAUGUUCACUCUUUGUUGGGUUUCUUGAGAUGAAACAAAACAAAUAGACAAAUAAUGAAUAUUUUCUUAUCAUAUACUAUUUGAAGUUGAUAAACGACUAUAAUUUAAU